CCCAUGCACGACGCUCAACAAGUACAGCAUCAACUUGACGAAUAUUAUGGAGGUUCAACAGCAACAGGAUGCUAUUACAACUUUAUACAUUAUGAAGAGGGUGACCGUAUAAUGACCAAUGAGCCAUGUCUAAACUGCACGUGCCAUAACCGCAUGCUAAUGUGCUACCUUCGUGUUUGCCCCUUCAGCAAAGGUAUCGGGCAAGACUGCACAGUGGAGCAGAAACCAGACCAGUGCUGUCCAGUGAUUACAUGUCCUGAAGUGCCAGUCCAACUUAUAACAAGGUCAACAACCAUUACUACUCCACCUGCUCCAACCGGGUCAACAGCUGUUGGACAUCCUGAUAAUUAUGGUUGCACAAUUGAUGAAGUGUUCUACUCCGACGGCACCAAGAUACCGGGGGACCCCACAAAGCCAUGUGAACUCUGCUACUGUAUUCGCAACCACACAGCAUGUGUCAUGCAAGAAUGCACACUGCAUGUCGAGGGUUGCAGGCCUGUGUAUGUUGAGGGUGUCUGCUGUCCUGUGAGAUAUGACUGUGAUUACCAGGAGUACACGACAUCUGCACCGCUACUGGAAACAACAUUGCGGCCAACUCCAGGCUUGCUGUUCACAACAACAAUGGCUGGCCCACUUGAUUGUCGCUAUGGAGAAGAGACCUAUGCUGAUGGUGCACUCAUUGAAACAGAAGAACCUUGCCAACACUGUUAUUGCAUGCGUGGAGACAUUGUUUGUGCAGUCCAAGAAUGUGGCACACCACUUGAGAGAGAAGCUGGAAACUGUACUGCUUUACCUCCACAACCUGGACAGUGCUGCCCCCAACAGUAUCAGUGUGAUAAUGUGACAGUUCCAUUUGACAUUCUGUCACAAGGAAUGGAAACAGCUCAACCAUCAAAAUCAACUGAUUCAACAAAAUCUGAUGAACAGGUUUCAUUGUCAACUGAAGCUACUCUGGUUCAGCACUCUACUGUGGAUAAAGAGGAACAUGUCCAGCAGCAAGGAAGUCUUGAUGAGACACAGGAACAUCUGAAUGAAGUUGAGCAAGGUUUAGAACAACAUACGCACUAUGAGGAUGAAGAGAUUGAAAAGGGAACAGAAAUAGAGCACAUCACAAAUCCUGCAGAACAUGAGGGACAAGGCACAGUUGAGCAUUUCACACAAGCUGUAGAACACUUACCAGCAGAGGGCAGUGGGCAUAUUACAUUAGAGAGUGACAGUUCUGUGACUGAAGCUGUCAUUGCCUCAAGUGAGAAACAAAGAACAACAUUGGAAAGUGCAGAAACUGCUACUGAAAGUCUAACAGAACUCAAUGUUGCAAGCAUCUCUGAAGGCAUUCAAACUAUUGAACAGGUACCACAGCAAGAGUUUACUUCUUCUCCAACAGAAAAUGGCAAUGAAGAUGUACAUGAUGAACAGUCUUUAACAGCUGAUGCAGACAACCAUCCAUCAGUUGCCCAAACAACAUUAUCAGGAGAAUCCGUGAGUUCUAGCAGCAUUGGUGAGCUUCCAGAAGGUCAAAUGACAACUGAACAAAAUGUACCUGAUAUUGUUACUCUGAAAGAUGAAAUAGGCUUUACUCACAAGAGCACUUCCACAGCUCAGACAGUGAGUGAUACAGAUGAGGGAAGUGAACCUGUCACACAUGAAAUCAUAGCAGCAGAAAGUGAUUCCACAGAAAAAGUGGAACAACAAGAUCUCACACCACCUUCCCCACAGUCCUCUCCAGCAAAUGAAUUCAUUACUUCAGCAGCUGACAUUCAAUCCUCCACAGAUAAGACUGAAGAAUCUGCUUCUGUUGAAAAUAUUCCUGAUGCUCUUGAACCAUCAGAAGGUGAGGAAGCAAUAUCACAUGUUACAGACACACAAAUACACGAAGAUGAACACACUGUUGCAACUCCAGUAAGAACGUCAAUUGCACCUGAAACAGGUGGAAUCACAAUACCAGUACAGGAUGCCGAAGGUGAAAUUGUAACUGAAGGUCUAGAGCCAACUGAUUUUGAGUCAGGCGAUAGAGUAACUGCCACUGAAAGCACACAAGAGCAUGUCACAAAUGGGCCAGUAGUAGAGAUCUCACCUGAAGCAGACAAGAUUGAUGAAGUAUCUCAUGAACAGUCUGUGACAGAGGCCAAUGUAGCUGAAGAAGCAGGCCAUACACCAAAUGAUGUACUGAGUGAAGUACAUGAAGAAGAACAGCAGACAUCUGGUAAACCACCUCAGCUGCCAAUGGAAGAGCAUGCUACAAUUUCUGAAGAAUUAGAACUGUCAACAGGUGUAGAAUCCAUCCAUCAUACAACAAGUAAAUCUGAUUCUGCAGAUUUUGUCUCUCAGUUAGUUACAACUACCAGUCCUAACAAGCAAGAAGAGGGCAGUUUCCAAGCAACGGAAACAGUACUCAAUGAAGAUACUGAUAAUGAUUUGGAUUCAGCAACGAAGGCAGAUGAAACAGAACAUGUGACAGUGUUGCAUGAUAUCAUAUCUUCAUCAAGUGAAAGUGACACAGGCACUGGUCUCAAUGAAGUACUAACCACUGUGCAACCAUCAGUAGAUGUUGUUGGUAUUACUCAAGAAAGCAGCAUUGAUUCACAGCCAGGUCAAGAAGCAGGUAAGCCAACUGAAGCAAGUGUGGCUGCAAUUGGAGAGACAGCAGAUGAAAGUGAAGCAUCUGCCGAAGUAACAGACAUCAUAGGCACAGUUACAACAAAUCUUGAAACAACAGGGGAGGAUAUCAAAGAGCAACCUGUGACAGCACCCACUGAGGUAAAACCCUCAGCUAGUACAGGAAAAAUUGAUGAAGAGUUAUUAAUUACACAUCCUCCUGAAACAGCAGAACCUAGCAUUUCGAAUGAAGUAUCUUUUGAAUCAUCUGGGGAUUCAACUGAGGAGUCAGUUCAUCAUUUAGUAAGUGAAAUGAAUGGUAAACCUACUGAAAUACAUACAACACCAUCAGAAAGUGCUUUGAACAGCCAGCCAUCUCAUGAGGAGACCAAUGCAAUGUCAGAAGUAUCUCAACAAGAAGGUUUAGGUGCAACUGAACCUGUGCCACCAAAUGAACCAGUAGUAGUGCAACAAUCCACUGAAUCAGAAGAACUGUUUGAACAAGAAGGCUCCCAAAAGCCAGCUUCUGAGGAAGAUGCAGAAGUAGUGACGGGUGGAUCCAUUCCAUCAGAGGAACAUCAAACUGAAUCUACUCCAAAGGAGACUAAUGCAGCUCAAGAAACAGGAACAUCUUCUGAAGCCAAUCAGAAACCAGGAACACUGGAGGAAGUAGCAACUGAACAAGCUUCUGUGUCUGAAAGCCUCCAUCAAGAGCCUGUGGAGCAACAAGUGAUACAUGAGCCUACUGAAACUGGCAUUGUAGAGCCAAGUACAGGUGGAAUUUCUAUAAUAUCUACACCAGGAUUUGAUGAAAUUGAGCAUGAGCUAUCACAGCAGCAAACCCAGAAACCAAUUGAAGCAGAUGGAAAUCAAUAUACCACAGAAGUCUCAGCAUCUGGAAUCAGUGACACUGCUUCUGAGCAACAACAACCACAGAAGCCUGCUGAAGAUGGAGGACUGCCAUCUGCAGAAGGUAGUGCAGUGACUCAAGAAACUGUAACCCCAGCACAUGAUGUUCCUCAGUACCAUGAAACUCAGGAGUCAACUGACCCAGAGAAGCAACCAAAUGAACUUCCACUGACAACCAGUGGAGUUGGUGGAUUUGUACAGGAACUGUCAACAGCUACAUCUAUACAAGGCCCAAUAGGAAUCCCCACAAGUGGACCUCCACAUGCACUGAUUCCUGGAGAGGGUAAUUGCCUGGUUGAUGGUAAAACAUAUGCCAAUAACUCAGAAAUCCCACCUCCAAGCCACUGCCACGUCAGCUGUCAUUGUAUAAGUAGUAUUGUUCACUGUGUCAGUGUGAACUGCCCACCACCUCCAACACAUCUCAAAAACUGUACUCCAGUUCGACACAGUGAUGAUGCGUGCUGUCCAACAUAUACUUGUGAUGUCGAGCAUAAAGUAACACUAGUCGCAGACAGCAUGGUGGCUGCGACAGGAAGACCAAUGGUCAGUAGCGAGACUUCUGCUGCACCUUCUGAAGAACAUCAAGAAGAUACAAAACCACAAAUUACAGAUAGUAGUUCUUCACUGGAUACUGAUCAGGACUCUAAUGUAGUUACUGAGGCACAUCCAGUCUACCAUGGUACAGAAAUGGAGGAACAGGAGAACACAGGAGACACUGUACAUGACACCACUGUCACCGAAAAACCAGAAACUGUUUCUUCUGCACAGGAAGGACACAUACCAGCAUCCCCCGAACCUACUGAAACCCAGACAAGUCAUGUUCCCAGCUCUGAGAAACCAGCUGAUGAACAUUUAGUGCAGCAAGAGGAGAAAGAUCAACAGAGCACUGAAGUACAGCAAACGGUUCAACCAGCGGAAGAUGGACUGGUUGAGGAGCAGGCCCCCAGCGAGGUGAAGCCAGAGGCUACUGAGGCAGUAAUUCAGGAAGGAGUUGAUACUUUAGAGCAUACAGUUAGCCCAUCAGAAAGCCUAAAUGCGGAUCAUCAAGUGACAACAGAAAAAGCAUCCACUGAAGAUGGCUAUGUUCCAACAAUUUCUCCUGUUGGAAUUUCAGAAACCAAAGAAGACCACACAUAUACUCCAACUUCAAGUGCUGAAGAAGCUACAAUUGUAGUGGUAGAACAUUCAUCUGGUUCCAGUGAUGCAAUACUUUCCCCAGGUUCUUCAUCAACUGCUCCUGAUGCUGAAGGAUCACAACAACCAAUAGCAGCUGUCACUGAACACACUGACAGUUCUCCAGGUCUUUCCUCAUCAGUCAUUGACGAACAACAUGUAGAACACUUCACUAUUUCAACUGACCAUAUCACACAACCAGCAGCUGUUACAGCUUCUGUUGAAGGAAGUGCACAUGAAGAUCAGUCAUCUCAAACUUCUGUUUCAAGUACUGACCAGGUAUCUAUUUCUAGCCCACAUAUGGAAGCAGCUGAUGCAGAAGGUGUUACCAGUGGGCAAGUUCCUUCUGAAAGUAUCCCUGAUGCAGAACUUCCACCUGUUGAAACAGUAACAGAUAGUCAGCAAACUGUUUCAAUAAUACAUAGUGAUGUUCCUUCCGUAGCACCACCUGAAUCUGAUAGCCAGUCAAAACAACCAACAACAGCAUCUUCUGAACAAAUGAAACCAGAAGAAUUUAUUAACACUGAAAAACCUGAUGUAUCUAGCAGUAGUCCAGAAAGUUAUGAAACAGAAACAGUGACUGCUUCAUCAUCAAAUGAUGAUGAACAGCAAGGUACAACUUCUGUGAUACAUCAUUUACCAUCUGAGAAACCUUCUGAUCACCAACAACAGGCAGAACAUCAGACUGAUUUUCCAGCAAUAACUGGCUUUGAGGAAACAGUUUUUCCUCAACAGUCAGGAGAAGUAGACUCAGAGGAAGGAUCUGGACAUGAAGAACCUAUUCACCCUGUAGUUACUGAAGCAUCUGAGUUAGAGCAACAGUCAUCUUCUCACCCUGAAACCAUGGAAGAACACCAACAGACCGUGUCACAAGGAUCUUUGCUGUCUGAAGAAGAAACAACUAUACAGAGUGAAUCUGAAACCCAGCAAUCUCCUGUAUUUACUGAGCAUGUACCUCCAGUGCAGCCUGUUGGAGAAGAACAAGGAGGAAUAGAAGCAUCUUCCAUUCAUCCUGAGACCAGCAAGCCAGACUCUGCUCAUCAACAUUUGCCUGAACAAGACACAAUUCUCACAGGAACAUCUGGUGAUGUGCACACCACUUCUCCUCUAGAAAGUGAUUCUCAGCAGUCUUCUGUUACAGAGAACCAACUAUUUGAUAGUGAUUUGCCAACAACCCAAAAAAGUGAGCAAUCCUCGCCAUCUGUGGAGGUCGUUACUGAACAUUUACCACAGCAGCCUGUCAUACUUGAAGGAGAAGCUGAAUCUAAUGAGCAGUCUGUGACUCUACCUACCAGUGACAAAGAGGAUAGUACUGUUGUACAGGAAUCUCUCUUCACAGAACAGGAAAAGCAGACUGAAAAACAUCCUGAAGAAAUGCAGACAGUUUCCCCAAUUGAUGAUAUUGCUCAACAAGAAUUGGUUUCUCAGCAGCCUGCACAGCAGCCAUCUGACACAGAAGAAACCGCAGAACAGCAGACACUUGCACCCAUAGCUGCUUCACAGCAGCCUGAUACAGUAAUGCAGGAGGAGGUUACAGACAGGAUUCCUGAUGACAAACAGCCAUUGUCCCCUACAGAAAGUGAUGCUCAGCAUGUUGUUGCUUCACAUCCUCAUGAAUCGGAUGAGGGAUCAGGGGCCAUGGAAACAGCAGAAAUUCAAACAUUGUCUCCUAUCACAGUGGAAGAAGCAUCAAGCACUGUUUCACAAGAAUCUACAUUACCUGGAAGUGAAGCUGUUUCAGCUGCAGAAACAGGGCAAGAAGAAGGUUUGGCAUCAGAAGAAGAAAAGGAAUCUGUCACUACUCAGCAACCAAUACAGGCAGUAUCCCAACAAGAAUCUGUGUCUGAUGAUAAGACACCUGACAGCAUUACUGAAAAUUAUGUGGAACAACAGACUUCAUUAACAGGGGAUGUCAGUUCUCAGCAUGACAUUAUUUCUCAGGAGCCUGUAGUUGACGAACAACAUGAACAAACAACAUUUGCAGCUGAUAGUCAUUCAGAACACACACCUGCUUCCUUACAGCCUGUUACAGGUGACAAAAAUCCUGACAUUCUUGAGCAUGAGACUACUACAUCUUUAGCUUCUGAUACACAGACAACAGUUGUUUCUGUAGAGCCCAUAUCUUCUGCAGAAGAGGAACUAGAUAAGCUGCAGACUCUGCUCCCACCAGGAGAAGACAGUCAACAUGUUUCCAUACCACACCAGCAUGCACCAACUACAGAAGAAAUGAUUUUGCAGACAUCCUCACCAGUAUUUGAGGACAAAGAGAGUUCUGCAAGUGUAGUCACUGUUAGUGAAGACAACAAGGCACCUGGAUUUACAGAGGAAACAAGUAAACAGACAGUAGCACCACUAGAUCAUAAUGUGCAACACUCUGUGGUCCCUCAAGAGGGUGCACCUGUCACAGAACCUGCAGAACAACAGACUAGAUUUACUGCACAGGAUGAAAUGGUGCACAUUGAGAACACACAAAAGCCAUCACUGGAUGGUCAGCAGGUCACUGAGAUUUCAGGACUGUCAGACGUAGUAACAAAUUUACCUGUAGACGCAGAAACAGAGCAAUUCUUGAUAGGUGAGGAGGGAAUAGAAAAAGUAACAGAAGCUGUGGAAGUCCAGACUACUUCACCCACUGAUUCAGAAAACAAACAAACUGAUGUUCCAUCACAACCUGUUACUAUUGAGGAAGUGGCAAACGCAGUAAGUAGUUCAGAUGAGGAACACAGCAUCCCCUCUGUUAUACCUGAUAUUGAACCAACUCACAUAUCUCACCCUGAAAACCAAGUUGGGCAUGAAACAAUCGUCACAGAUGUAUUGGAUGAACAAAGUACAGCAAGCCCUGAGCAACCUGAAAUAUCUGAAACACCCACAGUACCAGUUGCAGGUACGGCUGAUGAAAUACAAGUAACUAACGUCCCUGAAGAACAUGUAUCACAUGCUGCUGAAGCAAAUGUUGAUGAUGCAGGAGAAAUAAAUGUAGACACGCAAACUACUACUUCUCUUGUAUCACAGUCUCCUGUAGAGACUGUUUCAACAGUACAAGAAUUAGGAGAACUCCACCCCUCAACACCAGAGGAAACAGAAGUCCAGCAGGUCACUACAGCUCAUAUACCAGAAACCUCUAGUGAGAAACCUGCUGAACUAGAAGAACCAGAAAUACAACAGAGUUCUGUGUCAUCUGAGACUGGAAUUCAGGAAGCAAGUACACUUGGUGAACAGGAAGCAUCAGUCAUUGAAGACACAGGAUCACAAAACACCAUUUCUCCUAUUGAGUCAGGGGCACACACAGUAAAUGUUGAUCAGCCAGUCUCUGCACCUGAUGUGGAACAAGAGCCGGCAUCUCCUUCAGAGCCUGAAAUUCAGCAAGCAGCAAACACUGAACAGUCAGUACUGGCAGAAGGUGAUAGUUCCUCUGUGGCAGAAACAAGUGUAGAAACUGCCACUUCAGCAGUUCAGCAGCCUACUCCCUCUAAGGAAGAACAGCAUUCUUCGGUAGAAUCAUUGGAACAAACUGCUAGGCCCACAGAGGGUCAUGUCCAGGAGGCCACUGCUACAGAAAGCAUUUCAGAACAGCUAGCUACAUCUGACAAGGACACAUCCAUUAGUUUCAGCAAACCUGCUGACCAAGAAUCUGUGUCUGAAAGUACAGAGACAUCAGAUGAACCUCAUUUAAUUGAGACUGUUGUAUCAACAAGUAUUCCGGAAGACUUGGAGUCUCAAUCAAGCAGUUCCAAUGCUCCAGAUGUAGAUCAUGGUGUGCAGGAUACAACUAGUGAUUUCACACAAUCUAGUGGUGUGCAGGAAAGUGGCACUGUAACACUGGCAAUCAUACACCCUUCUCAGGCUCCUAUAGAAUCAGCAGAUCAUCAUAUAGAAAUUUCUGAACAGUCUUCCCAAGGUACAGUUACAGAAGCAACAACGGUUCAGCAUGAACAUACAACUUCAGCUCCUGUUAAGCCACCUGUCCAUGAAGAGGAAGAGGAACAAGUAGCCAAUAAUGUCCAUCCUGUGGAAGUUACAGAAGGGAAUCAGAUUCUUCCUGCCUCUUCCGAACAUCCACUGCACACUACAGCACAGCCCGCACCAACUUCUUUGGAUCAUUCUGAUACUAGUCAAGCAUCAGCUGUACAGGAAAAUGAACUAGAAGCUAAUGCGUCUUCACCAUUUCAUCCAGAUCAGCAGCCUGCUCAUUCUUCAACAUCACAUCCAGCUUACGAACAUUUCCCAGAAGAUCAUACUUUGGCAACUGGUGAAGGAAUCGAACACAUAACGGAAGCAACGAAACGACCAUCACAUCAUUUCACAACUAGACCACCAUUAACUACAGGAUCACACCAUCAUCCAAGUCAACACCCUGAAGAUCAAUAUGAGCAGUUUCCAUUUGGAGAAGGACAGUACCCAACAGGAGGUGAUACAGAUUAUGAUGAUGAAGAACAAGCUGCCUUUGGUCCAGGAACCUGUCGCUAUGGGGGAAAGGUCUACGUAUCAGCUCAACAAAUACCUCGUGAUGACCCUUGUGAUUUCUGUUUCUGCUUCCGAAGUGAUAUCAUAUGUCUUCAACAGAGCUGCCCUCCUCCUAUCCCAGGUUGUCACGAAGAGCCAAUCCAAGGCUUUUGUUGUCCACGAUAUGAGUGCCCUGUCUCUAUGGCAACUGUUCUGAAUGUAUCAACAACUACCACCACCACUACUACCACUUUGCCACCACAUUUCCUAGCGCACCACUACAAGGGUGCAGCCCACAGGACUGGGUGUCAAGUUCAGGGAAGUGCAUAUCGUGUUGGAGAAAUGGUGCACUCUGCCUCGGGUCCCUGUUUGGAGUGCAGGUGUGGUGGAGAUGGCCAAAUGAAGUGUGACCCUAAGGAAUGCAGUCCAGAACCAAUGUUACGAAAAAUGAUCAUGGCAGCAGCAUCCAGAAGAAGGUGAAGAAGAGUACAGAAACUCUCACAGAUGUGCUCAAUUGAAGAGGCUUCCUUUGGUGAUAAUGGAAGCAAAGUUAAUAUUUGUGCAUUGACUGUGUUGUGACAAGAAAACUAUUGUGGACAGUGAAUCUUGUGGCAACACAUGCAUAUAUUGUUUUAAAAUUCAAGAAUGUUGUUGUUUAAAAGAGAUUAAAUUGGGUGCCAAAACUAGUAGGACAAGCUAGGAGAGGAUCUGAGAAGACUGUGCCUUUCCUCUUUACCUCUGCCCUACGCAGCCCUCAGUCUUCUGAGUUGCACAGUUUUUAGUGCAAAUUUAAGACAGUUGUUGCUGUGUAAAAACUGGUAACACUCAUGAAAUGUUUUCUUUUUAUGAGUGAUAUGCUAUUGAGGAUAAUCAAAGCAAAGAUUAUCCCCACACACUGAUACAGGUAGACUGAUCUUCCUUUUUAUGAACAUUUUACAUCUACAUAUUUUGUGUCUUUUUGAGUCUUUACACAAAAUCUUUUGCUACACACAUUGUACCAACCGAAUAUUAUUCAAGGAAAAACUUUAUACACAAGUUGAAGGGUUGGAGGAGAAAAUUCAGAGAUGUGGCACUUCCUGUUUUUUAAUAUUUGGUGUUCAUUAUAGCCACUUAUUCUGAAGAUAUUUAACAAAAUCUCCAUGAUUUAUACUAUUUAAAUAUUUUUUUACUAUUUAUCUCAGUGUAAGCAUAGGUAUAACAAACAGACACUUCCAUUUUCUCGCUUUUUGUUUAUUCUAUCUUGAAUAAGUGAGCUUUUGGAACACAUGUCCAGGUAGUUUGACUGGUAGAAAUUUGCAGGUGAUGUGCCCUUUACUUCAAAUUUUUUACUACUUGAACUAUGACUGUUAAAUUUCUGCCUCUUGAACAUCUGGACAAAAAGCUGUAUAUUUAUGUCAUUGGUCAUAUAGAUACAGUGUUAGUAUUUUUAGUAUUUAUAUAUUAUAUAUAAAAAUGUAAUUACGUGAGCUUUCCAUGGAUGUGUUUUCUAAAAACACUCCACAUUCUCAGUGACAAAAUUUAACUAAAAUUUUCUACUUCAUUGAACUGAAACUUUUAUGUUCUUCAUGUUACAAAUGUGCACAAUGAGAU
Schistocerca nitens (vagrant locust) is the source of this 10707-nucleotide messenger RNA. RefSeq names its product fap1 adhesin. The coding region runs from base 4 to 9597 and encodes 3197 amino acids. Lineage: Eukaryota; Metazoa; Arthropoda; Insecta; Orthoptera; Acrididae. Gene Ontology annotation, molecular function: protein binding. The record is from RefSeq and is a predicted model, not a curated record. The transcript is spliced from 9 exons.